Molecule: messenger RNA, 4602 nt
Organism: Lipotes vexillifer (Yangtze River dolphin)
Lineage: Eukaryota; Metazoa; Chordata; Mammalia; Artiodactyla; Lipotidae
Gene: WDR11
Product: WD repeat domain 11
Exons: 29
Coding region: 141-3815 (1224 amino acids)
Cellular component (GO): cytoplasm
Molecular function (GO): protein binding
Source: RefSeq, a predicted model, not a curated record
CUGAAGGAAGCCGUAUCUGGAGGUGGUGGAACCAAACUGCGGCGCCCACGAAGCCACCCGGACUCUGUUUGGAACGGAAGCGUAGUGGCCGCCGCUUCCUGGUUGCGGGUCGGCGCCGAGGGCCGGGCUUAGCCGCAGCGAUGUUGCCCUACACGGUGAAUUUUAAGGUGUCGGCGCGCACCCUCACCGGGGCCCUCAGUGCCCACAACAAGGCGGCGGUGGACUGGGGCUGGCAAGGUUUAAUUGCAUAUGGAUGUCAUUCGCUGGUGGUAGUGAUUGAUUCCAGUACUGCUCAAACGCUUCAAGUUUUAGAAAAACAUAAAGCUGAUGUUGUCAAGGUUAAAUGGGCCAGGGAAAAUUAUCACCAUAAUAUUGGCUCGCCAUAUUCCUUGCGCUUAGCUUCUGCUGAUGUCAAUGGAAAGAUCAUCGUUUGGGAUGUAGCAGCAGGAGUAGCUCAGUGUGAGAUCCAAGAGCAUGCCAAGCCUAUUCAGGAUGUUCAGUGGUUAUGGAAUCAAGAUGCUUCCCGAGAUUUAUUGCUUGCUAUCCAUCCACCAAAUUAUAUUGUGCUCUGGAAUGCAGAUACUGGCACCAAACUCUGGAAGAAGAGCUAUGCAGAUAACAUUCUUUCUUUUUCUUUUGAUCCUUUUGAUCCCUCACAUUUAACUUUACUCACCAGUGAGGGCAUUGUAUUCAUCUCAGACUUCUCUCCAUCCAAGCCACCCUCAGGCCCUGGGAAAAAAGUGUACAUAUCCAGCCCACACUCCAGCCCAGCUCACAGCAAGCUGGCUGCAGCCACAGGGGCCAAGAAGGCUCUUAAUAAAGUGAAAAUCUUAAUCACUCAAGAGAAACCUAGUGCUGAAUUCAUAACCCUCAAUGAUUGCCUUCAGUUGGCAUACCUGCCUUCCAAAAGGAAUCACAUGUUGCUACUCUAUCCUCGAGAGAUUUUAAUCCUUGACCUUGAGGUGAAUCAGACAGUGGGUGUGAUUGCAAUAGAACGAACAGGAGUUCCAUUUCUGCAGGUAAUACCCUGCUUUCAGCGUGAUGGUUUAUUUUGCCUACAUGAAAAUGGUUGUAUAACCUUACGUGUUCGAAGAUCUUACAAUAGUAUUUUCACCACUUCAAAUGAAGAACCAGAUCCAGAUCCUGUCCAGGAGCUUACCUAUGAUUUACGAAGCCAGUGUGAUGCAAUCAGGGUGACAAAAACUGUCCGUCCCUUCAGUAUGGUGUGUUGUCCUGUCAAUGAGAAUGCAGCUGCCCUCAUAGUGAGUGAUGGCAGGGUUAUGAUAUGGGAACUGAAGUCUGCCAUUUGUAAUCGAAAUUCACGGAACAGUAGUUCUGGCGUGUCACCUUUAUAUUCACCCGUGUCUUUCUGUGGAAUUCCUGUAGGAGUGCUACAGAAUAAACUCCCAGACCUCUCCUUAGAUAACAUGAUUGGGCAAAGUGCAAUUGCUGGGGAAGAACAUCCCAAAGGCUCCAUUCUGCAGGAAGUGCAACUCAAAUUCCUGCUAACAGGUCUGCUUUCAGGACUGCCCUCACCACAGUUUGCUAUCCGUAUGUGCCCACCAUUGACCACAAAAAAUAUCAAGAUGUAUCAGCCAUUGCUUGCUGUUGGUACAAGUAACGGUUCUGUCCUGGUGUACCAUCUCACCAGUGGGCUGCUGCACAAGGAGUUAAGCAUCCACUCGUGUGAAGUCAAGGGUAUUGAAUGGACGAGUUUAACUGGUUUUCUUUCUUUUUCUACCUCAACACCAAACAACAUGGGAUUAGUGAGGAACGAACUUCAGCUGGUUGAUCUUCCAACAGGUAGGAGCAUUGCUUUUCGUGGUGAACGAGGUAAUGAUGAAUCGCCCAUCGAAAUGAUUAAAGUAUCUCAUUUGAAACAGUAUUUGGCAGUUGUAUUCAAAGAUAAACCUCUGGAGUUAUGGGAUGUUAGGACCUGUACCAUUCUUAGAGAAAUGUCCAAAAACUUCCCUGCAAUAACUGCUUUGGAGUGGUCACCUUCUCACAACUUGAAGAGCUUAAGAAAGAAACAGCUGGCUACCCGAGAGGCCAUGGCCCGCCAGACCGUGGUCUCAGAUACAGAGCUGAGUGUUGUUGAGUCAUCUGUGAUCAGCUUGUUGCAGGAGGCUGAGAGUAAAUCUGAACUCAGUCAGAACAUCUCUGCCCGGGAGCAUUUUGUGUUUACCGAUAAUGAUGGCCAAGUUUAUCAUCUCACUGUUGAAGGAAACUCAGUGAAAGAUAGCGCUCGGAUUCCACCAGACGGAAGUAUGGGUAGUAUUACUUGCAUCGCUUGGAAAGGUGAUACAUUAGUUCUUGGAGAUGUGGAUGGAAAUUUAAAUUUUUGGGAUUUGAAAGGCAGAGUAUCCAGAGGAAUACCUACACACCGAAGUUGGGUGAGGAAGAUUCGUUUUGCCCCUGGUAAAGGAAACCAAAAAUUAAUAGCAAUGUACAAUGAUGGAGCUGAAGUAUGGGAUACUAAAGAGGUUCAGAUGGUGAGCAGUUUAAGAAGUGGAAGAAAUGUAACCUUUCGGAUACUGGACGUGGACUGGUGUACAUCAGAUAAAGUGAUCCUGGCUUCAGAUGAUGGGUGUAUCAGGGUCCUGGAGAUGUCCAUGAAGUCCACCUGUUUUAGGAUGGAUGAACAGGAGUUAACUGAACCCGUGUGGUGCCCAUAUCUCCUUGUUCCAAGGGCCGCCCUCGCCUUGAAAGCUUUCUUAUUACAUCAGCCUUGGAAUGGACAGUAUUCUUUAGACAUUUCUUAUGUUGAUUAUCCAGAAAAUGAAGAAAUAAAGAAUCUCCUUCAAGAGCAGUUGAACUCAUUGUCUAAUGACAUAAAGAAACUCUUGCUCGAUCCGGAAUUUACCCUCUUGCAGAGAUGCCUGCUUGUUUCAAGGCUGUACGGCGAUGAAUCGGAGCUGCACUUCUGGACUGUCGCUGCCCACUACCUGCACAGCUUGUCCCAGGAGAAGGCAGCAAGCACACCAGCUGCUAAAGAAACUGCUCCUUGGGACAAAGUGAACAACCCACUAGAUAUAUGUUAUGAUGUGCUCUGUGAAAAUGCCUAUUUUCAGAAAUUUCAGCUGGAAAGGGUUAAUCUCCAGGAGGUGAAACGGUCAACUUAUGAUCAUACCAGGAAAUGUACAGACCAGCUACUUCUCUUGGGUCAAACAGACAGAGCUGUGCAGUUGCUAUUGGAAACAAGCGCAGAUAACCAGCAUUAUUACUGUGAUUCACUGAAAGCCUGCUUGGUCACAACUGUCACCUCGUCAGGCCCCUCCCAGAGCACCAUUAAGCUCGUGGCAACUAAUAUGAUUGCCAAUGGGAAAUUGGCAGAGGGUGUUCAGUUGCUCUGCCUGAUAGACAAAGCUGCAGAUGCCUGCCGCUACCUGCAGACCUACGGCGAGUGGAACCGGGCUGUGUGGCUUGCCAAAGUCCGUUUAAAUUCAGAAGAGUGUGCGGAUGUUUUAAAGCGGUGGGUUGACCACCUUUGCUCCCCUCAAGUGAAUCAGAAGUCAAAGGCCCUCCUGGUCCUCCUCUCCCUGGGCUGCUUUUCCAGCGUGGCUGAGACACUUCACAGCAUGAGGUACUUCGACAGAGCGGCCUUGUUUGUGGAAGCUUGUCUCAAGUACGGUGCGAUUGAAGUCAGCGAGGACACAGAGAAACUCAUCUCUGCUAUAUAUGCGGAUUAUGCCCGAAGUUUGAAGAACCUCGGUUUUAAACAGGGAGCGUUUUUUUUUGCUUCAAAAGCUGGAGCAGCUGGCAAAGAUUUAUUGAAUGAGCUGGAGUUCCCCAAGCAAGAACUGACUGAAGAGUGACAGGUCAGCAUGUACCAGGGCACGCGGCCUCGCGAGCAGUCGGCCGGGGAGUUGGUCUGGCUGUGGAUGGUCACAGCCCAGGCUCAUGAUGAUGCCGUCCCUACCGGGGUCCUUGUGGGCUGUUUCACUACAUGUGUACAGCAGUAUGUGAACGUUUACACUGUCAGGAGCAGGUUCUAGGACCUGUAUUUAUCUCAGAGAAAGAUGGGAACGCUUCAGAUUUUGAAAGUAUAACAUUUUAUACUUUUGGAGACAGUUUUAAGAGUCCCUGGAAACACUUUUAAUUUUUCUUAAACUUAAGAUCCAAGCAACUGAAUUGCUUUUCUCAUUGACUCGAUUUAAAUCUAUAGUAAAAGGAGUUUGUGAGACCUAUUCUGAAAUCUGUGCUUUGCCUGUGUUUAUAUACAGUCAUUCCAGGUACAAACAGAGCAGAAACAUUUAAACAGUAAAGGUGACUUACCAUAGCAUUCCUUGUUUUCUUACCUUGAAAACAGAACUGUUGAUUUCCUGAUUUAGGCAGUUGCUAAAUUUUGUAAUUUCAGGUUCAUAGGCUCAUAGAGAAAUUGUAAGCUUUGUGUUUUGUUCCAGUAUGUGGAGUCUUGUAUAUUUUGGAUUUUAACUCCGGUGAUGUGUUACAGUAACCUCCUCUCUGAAGGCACUGUUCUUUAAUAUUCUUUGUUUUCUUCCGAUGACUGAACUAUAUGAGAUGUGACUGUUAUAAAUUAUUGCUAAAAAUUUAAAUGUGUAUAAUUUACAGAAAUGAUAAAUAAAAAGGGACUUCAUCCCA